Molecule: messenger RNA, 2535 nt
Organism: Stylonychia lemnae
Lineage: Eukaryota; Ciliophora; Spirotrichea; Sporadotrichida; Oxytrichidae
Source: the annotation of a GenBank genome assembly
AUGACUUCUCUUUUAAACAACCAAGAUACACUUAACUCUAAUAUGGUCAAGCAAGCCAGCCAUAUUAAUAGUCAUUUGAAUAAAUAGAGAGCUCAUUAAGAAUUAAUAUCAGGAGGAAGUAUCAAAGCACCAUUCAUAGGAUAAGAUUUGAUAAAUGUAUCAAAUGGAGCGAGAAAAAUGUUAGAAACUGUCCUAAAAAAUUGUGAUCUACAUGCCGUGCCUGCAACAAAAGAUGAAUAUUAUCAUCUAUAGAAAAUUUUAAUGGAAAAUGAAGACCUUAGUCAAACAAAUGUUGCUCGAAUGAUAAGAUCACUUUCUGAAUAACUUAAAUACGAUCUAAAAUUGCAAUAAUUAGUAGUAAAGGAAUUAGGAUUUGAUUAAUAGACCAGAAUUUUUCAUACUCAAGAGGUCGAAGCUGUAUAACAUCCAGACGAGCCGGACAAUGAUAUUGGAUAUAUCAAAUUAAGUACUUUUUUAGAAAAAUUUGCCCAGAUCUUUGAUAUCACAUAGUAAUUUGGAUAAAAAUCUUUGAAAAAUGUAAUGGGAAGUCAAGAAUCCCAUAAAACCUAAAAUAACGAGACUUUUAUAAGUCCGGUCUGUAGUUAGCAGCAAAUAAAUGAAGCAAGAUAGCUUGAGCUCAUUUAAAUAACCUCAGUAUUCGACGAUCAAUAAUCAAGAUACCAAUAAUCAAAGUAAGAAAUAUUCGAUACCACUCAAAACAGAUGGGAAAAUCAAAAGCAAUCUAAAAAUGAUAUGGACGAUUGCUAUGAUUUACUUGCUCAUGAAAAUCUUGAAGUUAUUUAAAACUAGAAUAUUUCAGCCACUAACUAUCAUCAUCCUCUCUAAUUCCUUUCUAAUUAAUCUAAAAAUAGAUACCCUUAGCAUAGUGGACUAAUGGAUAUGAUUAACAAUAUUCAUGGUCAAAAGUAGCAAACUCACCAAGCAAAUCCUAGUAAAAAUUGCAGUAUAACUCCAAACACCUAAUUCAACAAUAAUAACAAUUUGGGUAUCAUGGGCUCUCAAACUAGAUAUCACUCAAGUUAGUACAGUACAUAAUUAUAGCAAUAGUAGUAACAUUAAAUAACUCAUCAGCCAGUUUAAUAGCCAGACUUUAAUAAGAAUUUACUAGAUUAUCAACCUUUGUAGUAAUAUAAGUUAUUUGCAAACAAUUCCUUGCUAUCAGCUAAUAAUUCAGUAAUGAAUACUCCAAUUAAUCAUAAAGAUCUCUAAAAUAAUCUCUAUCCUAACCAUUCAACAUUCAAACCGAAGUCUUCAGCAAAAUUACUUUUCGGCCAGAACAAUCCUAACUAGUCCCCCAAGUAUCUACCUCAUAGUUUCAGCAACAUCUAAACAAGAGAAUUCUCCAACGCAAAAACUCUUUUUCACAGCGAAAAUAAGUAAUUGCAGCAAUCUCCAAUGAUUUAGAAAUAAAUUUUGGGUUAGAAAUAAAGAGCUUAGUAUAAUGUAGAAUCAUUAGAAAGAUAAGUUAAUCAAUAAUAACAUGAAGAUGUCUUUACGACACCAGUCAAUAAAAGAAUAAAGAGUGAGAAAGUUUACUCAUCCAAUUUCAAGAAUACCUCCUCAGCCAUCGAUGAUUUAGCAGGGGAAUCUAGUUCUGAAAGUGAGAUUGAAAAGAACGAUGGAGAAAUUAAUGAUAAUGUUUCCUCAGCAAGCCGCAAGAAAAGAGGCCUCAAGAUACUUAGUGUAAAAGUUCAAGAACUAGUCUAUAAAAAGUAACAAACAACUUACAAAGAUGUGGCAAAUGAAUUGAUAAAAUAGCUAAGAGACAACAAAAAUAAGAUUCCAAAUCUAGAAGGCAUUGAUAACGAAGAUUCUCUAGAAGGCUUAGAAGACGAUGACUAUCUUUCUGAUGAAUCACCUAAUAAAAGGGGAGACUAGGCAUCAUCAUCUUCUUAGUAAAAAUGGGAGAAAAAUGUAAGAAGAAGAGUUUAUGAUGCAUUGAAUGUGCUAUAUGCUGCCGGAGUUUUGAAAAAAGAAGGAAAGCAUGUAUCUUGCGACAACAAAGUUCUUCAAUUAACUAACAAGCUGAAGGAUCCCUCGCUAUCAAAUAACAAACAAAUCGCAGCAAAAUGCUAGUAAUAAGAUCUCAAAAUGAUGUAGCACAUUGAAUAGCUUAAAUUCUAAGUCUAAUAAAUAGAGAAUAGAGUAGAGUAAAAAAGAGAGGUUCUCUUUGAUCAAUAUAAGCAUUUCAUUUCCUACAAGAAUUUAAUACACAGAAACAAAUAAGAUAAGGAUAAGGGAUGUUAUGACCCUAAUAAAUCAGUAUCUCUACCCUUCAUUUUGGUAUCAACAAAGGAUUGCCCUGAUAACGAGGUUGAAAUAUCUUUUGGAGAGCAAAAUAAAUCUCUCAAUAUCGCAAUGAAGAAACCAAUGAAAUGUAUUGGUGAUGCUGAUACCCUUAUCAAACUUGAAAUGUACAAGGUAUCGCAAAAAUGGGUAGAGCAAGUCAUCCCUGACUCAAUUCCUAUUCUAAAAUCACUUAAUGAGAAGCAAAGAUAUGAAAUUCUUGCUUGA